ACAGACAUAAUUAACUGUAAAUGACGACUUCGACAAUAACAAAAUGCCAAAAAAUCGUACUCUGAUAUAUUUGCUAUUGCUUUUAGCCAAUAGUGUCUUGAUCAUAUGUGAAACAAAUUUUCCACCUGUAUUCCGUCAAGUUAACAAUAACAUCGUUUUAUCGGAAAGUACACCAGUUGGUACGGUGGUUUACAAACUCGAAGGUUCCGAUCCAGAAGGUAGCAAUAUUACAUUCGGUUCAAUUGGUUCAGAACAUUUCGAAGUUGAUCCCUUAUCGGGAAAUAUAACAUUAAUAAAACCUCUCGAUCGUGAGGAAAAAGAUAGUCUAUCGUUUUUAAUAACCGUAAGGGAUCAAGUAAGCGAUGAAGGUGAAUCGGAAUUUGAUAAUAUUGUUCAGGACACUCUGACCUUUAUAAUAUCCGAUGAAAAUGACAAUGCCCCAGAGUUUGUAAAUACACCAUAUGGUGUAGAUGUUUCCGAAGAUACUCCAGUAGGCACAACAAUAUUCAGAAAUAUUUUGGUCAAAGAUCGUGAUAUUGUUGGAGAAAGUUUAGAUAUAAAAUGUAUUGCCCAAACCCAAUCACCAGAUGCCUGUGACAAAUUCCGUUUGGAUAUUGUGACAAGUGAACCCACAGUCCUUACUGCUAAUGUUAUCCUAAAUGAAGCUUUAAAUUAUAAUCAGCGCACAAUUUAUCAUUUUAUAAUAGAAGCUACGGAUGGAGUGCAUGAAACGCAAACUCACUUCGAGGUACGAGUAAAAGACAUACAAGACAAACCUCCUGUAUUUCUGGAAUACAAAUCGAAUGUUAUUGACGAAGAUGCUCCCAUAAAUACAUUGGUUUUGAAAAUUCAAGCAAGAGAUGGCGAUACCGGAGAACCAAGAAAAAUUGUCUAUGAUUUGGUGACAAAUCCCAUGGACUAUUUUCUAUUAGAUGAACAUACCGGUGAAUUACGCACCGCAAAACCUCUAGAUCGUGAAGCCUUGCCAGAUGGCUCUGGUAUAAUGAAACUUACGGUACGAGCCAGAGAAGUUGUCAAUGGUGUACCGAGCAAUGAUCCCAUGGAAAGUAGUACCACAACUGUGACAAUCACAAUACGUGAUGUAAAUGAUUCACCACCCACAUUUAAUCGCAAAGAAUAUGAGGUAUCGUUGCCGGAAAAUACAGCCACGGGUACACCAUUAGCAUUGGAUAUGAAUGUAACAGAUCGUGAUGUUGGCAUUAAUUCGAAAUUCUCCUUACGACUUGAUGAUGUUUCGGAUGUCUUUGAUGUCGAGCCGAAAUUUGUAACUGGCUUCUCUCAAGUUCAUAUACGGGUGGCCAAUGGUACAUUGGAUUAUGAAAAUCCCAAUCAGCGGAAAUUUAUUGUACUGGUGAUUGCCGAAGAGACCGAUACAAACCCUAAACUUAGUUCCACGGCAACCAUAACGGUUUCCGUCUUAGACGUCAACGACAAUAAGCCCAUGUUUGAAGAGCAAUCGUAUUCGGCUUCUGUAUCCGAAUCUGCUCUACCAGGACAAUAUAUUGCCACAAUAACUGCCAAGGAUUUGGAUUCAGGUAGUUAUGGUGAUGCUGGUAUUCGCUAUAGUUUAUCGGGUAAUGGUGCUGAGUUGUUUGAUGUUAACGAAAAAACUGGUGUCAUAUCGCUGGCAGAUUGUCACAAGAAACCUUCGAAAACCUGUUUGGACUAUGAAACAGAGACAACAUACUUUUUGACCUAUAAUGCCCGAGAUGAUGAAGGUCGCGGACAAAAUACCGUCGUUUCCUUGCGCAUUUCAGUUAUAGAUGCCAAUGACUCACCACCAGUUUGUGAAAGUCCCCACUAUCGAGCAUCUGUUGAUGAGGGUUCACAUGUUUUUGAUGCUCCCCUGUUUGUAAAGGCUCGCGAUGCCGAUACCGUCUCGGAGAUUUCCUAUAGUAUUAUUGGUGAUAAACAUAUCCUGGAUACUUUUGUCAUUGAUAAAGAAUCUGGCCAGAUUACCAUACGACCAAAUGCCACACUAGAUGUUACCCACUUAAAUAAUGAUAAUCUUGUAUUUGCUGUAGAGGCCAAUGAUGGUCUGUACACGGCAAAUUGUAUGGUAAAUGUUACGGUGCGUGAUGUUAACAAUCAUAAGCCACAUUUUUUGGCCGAUAACUAUCAGGCUGAUGUUGAAGAAAAUUCCGAAAUUGGACGCAGUGUAGAAAAAUUAGAAGCUGAAGAUUUAGAUUCGGGCAUAAAUGCCCAGCUGAAAUAUCGCAUACAGCAUGGAAGUUUUGAUGAUUUUCGCAUUGAUGAAAAUACUGGAGAGGUAUUUGUGUCACGAAAAUUGGAUUAUGACAAGCGUAAUACCUAUGAAAUUGAAGUAAUUGCCAUGGAUAUGGGCACACCAAGUCUAUCAGGGACUGCCACAUUGACAGUGAAUAUAAUUAAUAGCAAUGAUAAAGAUCCCUAUUUUACACCAGCCACACAAUAUGCCGAGGUCCGCGAGGAUACCCUUGUUGGUACUGUUUUCUAUACUCUAUUAGCUAUUGAUCCGGAUGUCUCAUCACGCGAUUCGCUAGAAUUUGCUGGGGUUAAUAUCACGGCCGUUGACAAAGAUGGCAAUGAAGUUGAAAACAGUGAACAAUUCAAGGAAUACUUUACAAUUACACGAAGUGGCAAAGUUAUGGUUAAUAAAAAACUUAAUCGAAAUUUAUUUGCUGUAAUCCGCAUAAAUGUAUUGGUCACUGAUAGCACUGCACCCACGGUCCAACAAGGCAUGGGCCUUUUGAUAAUACAAAUUAUCGAUGUCAAUGAAGUUGCACCGAAAUUCAAUUUACCCUGGACGCCCGAAAAUCCUGUCAUCAAAUUACAAAUGGUUGAAGAACAACCAAUCGGUACAGUACUAACAACACUACAGGCCUAUGACGAAGAUUCUACAAUUGGAGAAUAUGAUAUAUCGGAUAAUGACUACUUUGAAAUUAACAAAUCCAGCGGUGUAAUCACAUUAACCAAACGUCUGGACUAUGAAACAAUUAAGGAAGUGAAAUUUAUUGCUACAGUUAGUGACACAGGAGUGCCACCUUUAACCUCGACGGCCGACGUUAUUGUCGAUGUUAUAAAUCUAAACGAUAAUGAACCACAGUUUACACAAAAUGAGUAUUAUUUUAAUAUAACUGAAAAUUCACCCAUUGGUACAGUGGCGGGUAAAGUUGAGGCAUUCGAUAAAGAUUUGGGAGCAUUUGGUGAGGUAACAUAUUCGCUCAUCGGAGAGAAUAAUAAAUAUUUUACCAUUGAUUCAUAUACGGGUAAUAUAAUGGUUUCGAACUCAUCGAUAUUGGAUCGUGAGAAAGUUAAACAGCUAACAUUAACAACGGUGGCCAAAGAUAAGGCCCCCACCACAGUACAAAAAUCUACAUCAGCGGCGAUCUAUUUAAAUAUUUUGGAUGUAAACGAUAAUGCGCCGGAAUUUACCCAAAAUGAAUAUACGUCGACUGUGGCAGAAAAUGCCGCCUUAAAUCCUCCGGCUGCAGUGUUACAAGUUAAGGCUUUUGAUUUGGAUGAGGGUAUAUUUGGUGAUGUACGUUAUGUAAUAAUAGCCGGCAAUGAGGAGGGACUUUUCCGCUUAGAUGCCCAAACUGGUAUUCUAUAUCCUGCCCAGAGUCUUAAUGGUAAAAAGGGAGUCUAUGAGUUGACAAUAUCGGCAAGAGAUACACAAGGUUCCGGUACAAUGGAGGCCACAACUAAGGCUAUUGUAAAUGUUAUGGGUGUUAAUCAACAUCGUCCGGUGUUUGUAAUACCGGCAUCAUCUAAUGCUACUAUCGAAAUUCCAGGGGAUGUUGUGCCCAAGGAUUAUCUAAUUUUAACGGUAAAAGCCACAGACGAUGACCCCGAUGAAAAUGGUAAAAUAUUUUAUCAUUUACAAGUAAAAGAUCAAAAUCUUCAAGAAACCGAUGAAUUUAAAAUCGAUGCUGAAACUGGGGAGCUAAGGACCAAUGGUGAUCUCCAUCGCAAGGAAAAAGCCAAUUAUGAUUUAAUUUUGGUAGCCAGCGAUAAUGGCAAUCCGAAACCUUUUGAAACAUUACGUUUCCUAACAAUCAGUAUUAUUGAUGCCAACGAAAACAGACCCGAAUUUCCAGAUGCCAGCAAUCCCUAUAAGAUUUCCAUAUUGGAAAACAAUGAGCGUAAUAUAAAAAUUGGUAAAAUCCAGGCAACGGCCCGCAAUAAACACAACAAGGACGUUUUCUAUUAUAUGUUGCUGGGCAAUGAAGAUGGGGCUUUUGUUGUGGACAAAGCAACGGGAGAUAUUUAUACCAACAAAACAUUGGAUAGAGAAACCACCGAUUUUUAUACCCUCUAUAUAUUGGCUAGCAUCAAACGUGAUCUCCACAUAUCCGACGAAGAACGUGCAUCAUUCUCCAUUAAAACAUUAGAUCGUGACAAUACCGUGGCCAAGGUUCUCAUUACCGUUUUAGAUCAAAAUGAUAAUCCACCCAUAUUUGAAACCGAUAUCUAUUAUGCUGGUGUCAAUGCCAAAUCACCAAUUGGUACAAUUAUAACUACUGUAAAUGCCUCGGAUGCGGAUGCUGGAAAGAAUGCCUAUAUUGAGUACAUGAUUAUUGCUUCGAAUUUAUAUAAAUAUGGGGCAACGAAGAGUACCGGCUCUAUUGUACCAAGUCCAUUUGCUAUUUCACCAGAGGGUCGAGUAACAACGGGGGCAUUUGUGGCCGAAUACAAUCAGGAUCGUUUUGAAUUGGAAAUUGUGGCAAAAGAAAUGGAGAAACCAGAACGUGUGGCCAGAACUAGGGUUAUUGUUUGGAUUUAUGACUACAGUCAAUUGGUACGAGUUAUUCUGUCACGACCACCGGAAGAAGUCUAUCAGCAGCAGGAAGAAAUUGUGGCCGAACUGCGUAAUGCAACUCAGCAUCGUAUUAUUGUUGAUGAGAUACGUUUCCAUGUCGAUUCUAUGGGACGGAUACGUAUGGAUUGGUCGGAUUUAUAUUUCCAUGCUGUUGAUCCACAAACUCAACAAAUUUCGGCUGUUGAUGAAAUUUUGAAAGUCAUUGAUGCCAAUUAUGAUUAUUUGCGGGAUUACUAUGCUGGUUUUGCCAUUGAAAAUGUUGUACCCGCCUACAUCACAAUUGUCCAGGAAGAAUUUGAUCUGGCCGUUGCAGGUUUGGUUGCAUUGGUAAUUGUCCUAUUUGUGGGUGUUGUUAGUUUUAUUGUAUUAUGCUGUUGUCUCAAGCAUUGGAAUUUAUCAGUGCCAACGGAAAAUCGUCGAAAAGAGGCUUUAAUAAAGAAACAAAUUAUUGAAGAUCUCAAUACAACCGAAAAUCCUUUGUGGAUUGAACAAAAACUAAAAUUAUAUGAGGAACAAGAACUGACUAUGCAAGUGUUUUCGGAACCCGAUCACAUAUCCAAUUCUGAUAUACAAGGUCAUAUGGACCAUUGUGGUUCAAUGGAACAGCAGCAUGUUGUUGAUAAUACAUAUGCCACAAUACAGCCACGUAAUCAUGGCGGAAAUUCAACGGGUAUGGUGGGUGGUGGUGGUGGCGGCGUUAAUGGCGGUCAAAAUCCCAAUAAUGGUGUGGGACCAAGCAGUCAUGGCCGUAUCGAUCCACAUAUGAAUGAUUUUGCUGAUUAUGCAACAUUACGCAAUAACAGGGUACCUUCGAUGUUUGAGUUUACUGGUUCCACAUUUCAGGCCCCAAUUAGGGAUGGUGAUGAUGUUGUCACCGAAUUAAUAUAAUAUCAU
Musca vetustissima is the source of this 5716-nucleotide messenger RNA. Its product is annotated as cadherin-87A. Bases 44 to 5710 code for a protein of 1888 amino acids. Gene Ontology annotation, cellular component: plasma membrane. The transcript has 23 exons. NCBI's taxonomy places the organism in Eukaryota, Metazoa, Arthropoda, Insecta, Diptera, Muscidae. The record is from RefSeq and is a predicted model, not a curated record. Gene Ontology annotation, molecular function: calcium ion binding. Gene Ontology annotation, biological process: homophilic cell-cell adhesion.